GUAGCAACUGCAGAUUGACUUUUUAAUGGACCAUGACGGGCCAUGACGUCAGAAGCCAUCUUCAAAGGACUACGGAUCCGAGCAGAGAACCGGGUUCUACCUUGUACCGGAUUAUGCUGCAUGGGACUCAUCACAAUAACAACACAACAGUUAAAGAUUCUACAUAUCCGUGAUGAGACAAUACACCACUUCCCGGGACAGGGGAGGCUCCUGCGUGGCCUGCUGCCAAGUUUGCGUUUUCGCGUUUACUGCAUUUCUCAUUGUGGCUGAGCGGACUGCGCUGAUCUACUGUUUCGUGUACUACCUGUGGGUGGGGCAUAACUAUUGCUAUGGCCACUGGGCGGGGCUUACAGCCUUGUUUCUCCUCCCUGGAUGGGGCCCCCAGUUGCUAAGUUGGCUGUGGUACCAGGCAGAUGGACGUAUAUGCAGCAAAGAUCUCAAAUGGACUCACAUCCUGCACCUGGGCAUCUUUAGAAGGUUAUGGGAGACUAUGACAUCCACUGGAGAGGAUCGGUGUAGUGAGAUAAUGCAGCAGGCUGAUGUUUCAGCUCUCCGCCUGUUGGAGGCACUGGUGGUAACUCUGCCACAGACUGUCUUGCAGACAUAUGUCCUCAUCUGUACCGAUGUAGGACUCUCUUCACCAGUGUCAGUGUGUUUUGCGGUGUGCCUGCUGUCCCUGGCCUGGGCCUUAGUGUUGUAUGCCAGAGCCUGUUCCCUCAUCAGACCUGGACAUCUCCCCAUGACCCCUGCUGCUAUUGCCUGUAGACUGCUCUGGAGGGUCAGUAUGUUGGGAGCACGUCUCGCCACCCUCACUCUCUUCACACGCCUGUUCCGCCAGUGGGUACUUGGUGUUAUUGGUCUUCACUGGUUGGGUGCUACGUUCUGGUUGGUGUCGCAGCAGAGUGACAUCAUUAAAACGCCAUUGCACUGGCGCCUGUUCAACCUGGUUCUGGGAGCUGUUCACAUCUUCCUCUUCCUCAACGUCAAAGACGGAGCCUCCAGAUGCCGCAUGGCCGGCUUCUACUUGGCCAUGUUUAUCGAGAACGCUCUUCUUCUGCUGGCAGGUUCCGACUUCUUCAGUGUUGCAUCAUGGGAUAGCAUGGGUAUCCCAGCCGCCGUGUUCUGUAGUUUCCUCAUUGGAGUGAUAGCUUUAGUCCUGUACUACCGGUUCCUCCACCCUAAGUCCUUUGAGAUCUUCCAGAGCAUACGUCACCAUGGAAUGGGCGGAGCUUGUGCAGUCCGGGGCUCUUCUCUCUCAUUGGAAGAGAAGAGCCAUCGCCACAGUCAACUUGUGGGUGGCGGGAAUCUGCUGGAGCUCCCUAGCCAAUGGCAGGGCUGGAAGCACCACCACUGGUUGCUGAUUCGCCUAGCCAUGAAGACAGGUGAUGUGGCUAGAAUAAGCCAUGCCUAUGGUGAAGGGGGAUUGGUCAGGCUGCUGGGACUAGAGGAAGAGACUCUGCCAAGGUCCCCAGACAUUCCGCAACGUUCUCUCAACGUUCCACAAGAUUCCCCCAUCGUUCCACAAUCUUCUCCCAUAGUUCCCCAGGUUGACGAGGUCAGACAGGUGGAGGAGGUUAUAAAGGCAGCCCCAGCCAGAGACAUCAUCAGUGAGGUGAGACAGGCAGUGAGACAGGGGGAGGUGAGACAUGUGCUGCCCUCACCCUCUCCCAUCCAGGAAGUCAACCCGCCGCUGGUGGAGGUCCUAGUUGAGGAGGUCAGAGGUCACCUCUCUGAUCCCUCCAACCCGCAAGACGACUCCAGCCCCCCUCAUUCCAGUCCCCCUCCCUCUGAAGAACGAGAUGAGGAAGACUUCCAGAGCGCAACCUACUGCUCCCCCACACCCUCUUCACCCAAGUACCCAGACUACCGCCACAUCGACAGCAACGUGGUCACCUCGAACACCGAAGGGUCAUCUUCUGCGGGGUCACUGGAUGCCAGACGUGAUUCGUCACCAGAGAGAUCACCGUCCCUGCUGUUGGGCAUGGGAAGCCCCCAGCGGAACUUUAACCCCACGGAGUCUGGCACCGCCUUGUACUUCAGCACUGACGCAGUCUCCCCAUCCAGUGGCAGUUACCUGGGCUGGGGCUCUGAGCUGUCGCCCAUCUCCACCUACCGGAGACCCUACCGCAUCAGGGAGCCCCUCUUUACCUCCACCCCCAGACAGGAGCCUCGUGCUGUUCCAGAGGAACCAGGUCCUAGCCCCUCUACCACCGCCACCACCACCACGCACGCUAGAAAACAACUGGUCCAGUUUGUAGACCAUAGAGAAAAAUUGAUCUAAAGGAGGACAAUGGGUGGAGUGAGAUGAUCAGACCUGGUCAAAUACAUGUAAAAUACUCUCAAAUACUUAUUAAGGUGUAUUUGAUUUAGCUUGACCGGGGUGGAGCUGGGUGGGUGAGGUUUACACUUUCGGGACUAUUUAAUUGGUUCCAUUGUACCACUGUUCCAUUCCAUUCCAAGCUAAAUCAAGUGUGCCUAAAGUAUUUAAAAGUAUUUAACAUUAUUGUAUUUGACCCAGGUCUAGAGAUGAUAAAGAACACAAAAUAUAGAGAAUAUGUUACAAGAUAUAUGACGUUAGCCUGAGUGUCAGGCUGGUUCUGUAUUCAACAGUGCUAUUACAAAAUUGUUGUCAUGCCAGACAACUGGUCUAUUACUAGCCAAGGGCUUGUUGACUAAAUUAGAACCAGCUCGGCACCCAGGUUAGCCAGACGUGUUUCACACUAAAUAACAAUAGCUUGUCUUGAGUAUCCAUUUUAAUUAGCCGGUGUGAGGUUGUGAAUCCACAUGUAUCUAUCACACACAAACACACUAACAAGAGAAACUGCAUUGGAAGUAGUCUUUAGUGAAGGAACAGAGGGAUGUCCUUUUGCUCUUAGGCCCUGAUUCAAUCAAUCACAGAUUAAGAAAACUGCACUGUGAGUAUGCUCAGAAUGUCCAUGCAGUAUUAUUUUAAUAACAGAUGCGGUUUCAUGUUGACAUUGAAUGAUAAUGUCCGUGAGAGUAAUGGCGUGUGUGGUGUGUCAGAUUUAACAUGGUUAACGCCUCUGCUAGAGGAUAUACCAUAGAAAUAGAAUCUAAAACUAGAAUCUAAAACUAGAUUAUAUUUCUAUGACAUAGAAAUUGUGAGUGAACCCUCAGUGUGGUUUACUUUAUGCUAUGGAUUGAAUUAGUGCCAUCAUAAAGCGUUAUGAUUCAUCUGUAGGCUAUGAUAGCUUAAGUUGGGGUUUAUUACGGUUUGACAGAGAAGAGAGUUCAUAUGUUUGUCUUUGCUUCUUUCUUUCUUGUAUAUAACUGCAAUAAUUUGAGGCAGUUUGCACUUUUACGAGGUAUUAUGAUAUGAUUGGGAUAAUUGAAGGGGUGCUAAUAGUUAGUCAACGGAGACGCUCUGAUCACAUGUUAGGUUUUACUCUACUAUUAUAGGCUACUGUAUAUACAUUCAUUAUUAUAGUAUUCAAAUGUGAUAUUUAAUCUAAAGGUAACCUAACAAUAAUAGGUCAUGUACGUAAAUACUUUCAUUAUGUGAAAUUUUAACCGAUAUUCUUACUCUUAUUUACAAUUUGUUUACAGCUAGUCCCGACAUGUCAAGCAGACCUUUAAGUCUGAUAGGUACUAGUAUUUAAAUAUAUACAAAAUUAUUCAAAUGCGUUCAGUGUUCAAUUCAUUUCGGUCAGUAUAGGUGCUAUUUCUAAAUCUCGAAUUUACCUCAAAUGGCGAAGAUAUAAGAUCUUUGUGAACCAUUGUCGGGAGAAAUCAUUUCUAUUUCUGUGAGACAGGAGAAAGAUCCAACUAAUCGUAUCUAUUCACGUGGCAUCAAAGCAGACUGUAUCUAUCAGUGUGGAAGUGCCUGAAACAAGCUGCUAGUAGUAUUGAUGAGCUUCCGGAUCCUCUACAGCCUGGUCCUAUUCCUAUCCCUAUCCUUACCUUAGUCCCUAAGGGGGCCCUUUGUUCCUAGAAGGGGCUAGGGAGAGAAAUAGAGCUAGGCCAAUCUAGAGGUUAUAGGUCAUGUGCUGCUAUGGAUGUUUGGAGGUCAGUGUUAUCAGAAUGUUGUCUUUUUUACAUUGUUUUUUACUGUCGUUUAUUUUUUGUUUCAUUGUGUUUAUAGUGAAUUCAGAACUAACUUUGUCCCCAGGCUCAAGAGAGAGAGAGACAGCUCGGGACGAGAUUAGUUCAGAACUAUUGUUUUAUCUCUGUUGAUAUAAAGGGAAUGUGUGAGCUACCUAGAGCUGAGGAAAAUGGUACUACUGCAUGCUCGUCCUUAUUUUUACACAGCCUGUCAAAGACAGUGUACUGUAUCUAAUGAUAGAUGUGAAAAGAGAAAUCACUUACACACACGUUGCAUUAGCCAGCUUUUAGAAUGUAUGUCUAUGCAAAGUUAAUAUACUAGCUAAUAUAGCCUACUAAUAUCAGUAUGGACUUUUAAAUGUAUCUUGUGCACAAACACGCUUUAGAAUGCUAUCUCAAUGCCUGGCUUGAUAAGGAAAUAAUCAGCGCUUGCCUUGUAGAAACGACAGCAUCAGCUGCAAUGGCUGUCAGUCUCAUUGCCUUAUCUGUAUAUGCUCGUCACAAUGAAUGGAAGGGUGCACUUCAAUUUCCAGCUUCCUGCAUUGUAUACAUCUUCUUUUUUUUUUUUUGCCCACAUUUACUGUAUGAAAUGUGUACAGUAGUGUUGUCCAGUAGUGUGAUUCACUGUGUUUUGACUCGGUAAAGUUUUGUAUCUGUACUUGACAAUGUAUUAAUAAGAUCUUGUUGUUGUUGUUGUUAUUAUUGUUACACCAGGUGAACGUGAUGCAUCUGAUUGCCUCAUCUAAUGUCGAUAUUCAAAUAAUAUAAUGGCUAUUCAUAAUUGUAUAAAGUACACCUGAAUAAACACUAGCGUUACCACAAUGGAA
Messenger RNA from Oncorhynchus mykiss (rainbow trout), 4889 nucleotides. RefSeq names its product XK-related protein 5. Gene Ontology annotation, cellular component: membrane. NCBI's taxonomy places the organism in Eukaryota, Metazoa, Chordata, Actinopteri, Salmoniformes, Salmonidae. The record is from RefSeq and is a predicted model, not a curated record.